CUUUGCUAUCACGAAGUGUUUGCUGUAACUGCAUUAUCCACUAUGCCUCCUCAGACCAACGAGGGGAAUCCUCUUAACAAACAGCCUUGUAACUUCGAAUGCGAUGCGAACAGUAAACACUUCUUUGCCAGUCCUGCAGAAAGCAUUCGAUCUUGUCGGUUUCCCUUGACAUCGUCCUUGUUUGAAGGCUCGAAUGGAAAGAUUCAAGACUUCGCUGUGACAUUGGGGAGCCUGGUCACCCGCUCGGAUGCACUUGUUUCUAAGACUGAGGCUAUUGACAAUCAUUACUCGCCUGUGACUGACGCCUGUCUCGUUUCCUUGCGGUCACGAAUGCCUCUCGUCCUCCACCAAGCCAGGCUUUUUGUUGCUAGCCUGUACCAUUGUGACGAUGAUUCUACGAAAACUAUUUAUAGGCUCCGAUCGGCGAUUGCACUACGUCGGGCUGAGCAAUAUCUCGACAUGAUUGAGUCCGCUGUGGAAAACCCACCCCGCGACGCUCUCGACAAGCAACUUCACAGGAUUUUGAACUCCGAUCGUUUGCAGACACUCCACAGAGAAAUGGCGACCGAAUUCUCGUUUCGGAUCUCUCCCUGGGUAUCCUCUUUUCUAGCGUUCGACCUUCCAGCAGGUCCCACUGCUCUCGCAAAAGUGGAGAAACCUUUUCCUUUAGCGGUGAAAGUCGAACCUAUGUUUGAGUUCAACUCGCGCGAGCUUUUGAGCGGCCGGACAGAAACUAUUAAAGUUCGAGCUUGUAAUGUUGCCAUUGAAACAUGCAAGCACCGGGCUAGAGAAUUCUCGGCGCGUGCCGGAGCUGUGGGCGACUGUAUUUUGCAGGUGCGGCUCAUUCCCACAGAUGUCGCCGAGAUUGAAGCAGGGCUCCGGGUAUGGGGUCACGAAGCUGAUGUACCCAAUCUUUGUAUCCGUGAAGUUCGAGCUGUGCAGCUCAAUGCUUACCCACCAAAGCCAAAAACCAACGUUGACAUUUACACAUCAUAUUACUACGGCGACGCAAGCGUCACCGUCACCAUGAUUAUGAAGACAUUCUCUACACCUAACGACGAGACUCCUGAUCUUCACGUCGAGCUUUUCUUGACCUUUUCGGAAGACUCGUGAAAGAGCUACUCUCUUACAAGAACGUGAAUACUGCACAUACAUUUUGCUCUCAUGAUCAAAACAAUUCAUUUUUACUUGUCGUGGCACAAAUUGG
Molecule: messenger RNA, 1207 nt
Organism: Phaeodactylum tricornutum CCAP 1055/1
Lineage: Eukaryota; Bacillariophyta; Bacillariophyceae; Surirellales; Neidiaceae
Exons: 2
Coding region: 43-1113 (356 amino acids)
Source: RefSeq, a predicted model, not a curated record